AUGGUGUCGGAAAAGGAAGAUGGAUCAAGCGGAGUUGGCGAAGCCUUGCUGGAUCAAAUCAAGAAGAUGAUGGCAGAAGAGUUUGAUCGGAGAGAUCAGAUCAAACGAGGCAAGAGAAAGGAGACUAGGGAUCCGAUACAUAUUUCUGAUGGGGACAAGAGGAAUGAUCCGAUGACAUCUCAUGGGCUCGGUGAUGAUCAAGCUCAUAUCUACUACGGCAGCAGUCACUCCUCUCACUCAAGUCGUCGCCGAUCUAGGAAGCCGCGAGAUGAGCCAGACCGUAUGUUAGAGAACUUGGGCGGUUACAAAAUGAAGAUUCCACCGUUCCAUGGCCGGAACAAUCCAGACGAGUAUAUGGACUGGGAGAAGAAGUGCGAAUUCAAUUUCAAUCUUCACAACAUCAUUGGCGUUAACCGUGUCAAGCUGGCCAUAGAUGAAGCGCAUCAUGAGGCAGCGAUUUGUCCCUAG
This is a messenger RNA of Microthlaspi erraticum, 468 nucleotides long. The record is from the annotation of a GenBank genome assembly. NCBI's taxonomy places the organism in Eukaryota, Viridiplantae, Streptophyta, Magnoliopsida, Brassicales, Brassicaceae.